AAAAGAAAAAAUGCUGAUGCUCUCAUGGCUCUCGAUUGUCAUAAUGAUUCUUGUCGAUGCUCGAGUUGAGGGUUUAACCAAUGGGGUGAAGCAUACCAACGUACUGGGAGGUCUGGAACAACACGCCUCGUUUAGUUUCGUAAGACCUGGUCUCACCCAGACGGCAUUUGCCUUCAAUGGUCCAUCAUCGCACCAAUCGUUCAGCUCCAGUGUUGGCGAUCCUUAUUUAGUUAACAAGGCUCUGCCAGGUGUUGCUCAUGCUUUGGCUUAUCGUAAUCCCGGCCUAGAUUUAGGUUUUGCACCAGUUCACCACGGCCCCGUCGCACCAACGUAUAAUAUCGGCUCACCAGCCCCUGCCAUCUACCCAUCACAGCCACUUGAUUACCAGCAGCAACAAGCCUUGGCAUUGGCAUAUCAACAUCAACUGCAGCAGUAUCAUCAAUACCAGCAGCAACAACAGCCAGUCUUUUCAGAAUACAUUCAGCAAUUACAAGGUCAGCAAAUUAACGCAGACAUUCAAGAAAAUGUACAACAUCCCCAUCAUUCUCGACUUUUACCAGUGAGGUACACUCCUAAUACCCCAUUAGCCGGAGACUCUAUUCCCGAGCAACUUCAACUUCAACUUCAGCAUCAGCAUCAGCAUCAGCAGCAUCAGCAGCAACAAGUCCAAUCUCAGCCUCAGCAACCGAGGCGAAAUUUAUUAGGCAUUGCGUACUCCUCUUCUCCAUCAGUGGCUCAUGUUAAAGUCAGCGGUAAUGGCUACAAAAUUCACUUUUAAUCAAUUCCAUUCACAUUGAUUUGUUGUAAAUUUUGAAAAUAGCUAUUCUGAACAAAUUAAAAAAGAAUGGAAAAACCUAAAUGUUUAUGAACUGUCUAGAAAGUG
Messenger RNA from Ceratosolen solmsi marchali, 883 nucleotides. RefSeq names its product protein couch potato. Bases 11 to 778 code for a protein of 255 amino acids. The record is from RefSeq and is a predicted model, not a curated record. The transcript has 4 exons. NCBI's taxonomy places the organism in Eukaryota, Metazoa, Arthropoda, Insecta, Hymenoptera, Agaonidae.